Molecule: messenger RNA, 975 nt
Organism: Nymphaea colorata (pocket water lily)
Lineage: Eukaryota; Viridiplantae; Streptophyta; Magnoliopsida; Nymphaeales; Nymphaeaceae
Product: probable WRKY transcription factor 51
Exons: 3
Coding region: 4-696 (230 amino acids)
Biological process (GO): regulation of DNA-templated transcription
Molecular function (GO): sequence-specific DNA binding; DNA-binding transcription factor activity
Source: RefSeq, a predicted model, not a curated record
GAGAUGCGAGUCUCGCCCCACCGAAAGAUGACCGACUUGUGCAAGAGCGCGAACCCGCCGGAUUUUUUUCCGGCCAACUUCCAAGAGGACCACUUCCCCUUCGAUAUAGCAGACCUCCUGAACUUCACCUACGAGUCCGACGAGUCGUCCGACGUGAAGUUGGUGGACUCCGGUACCCCGGUCGAGAGCCCCAACUUCCCUGCUGCCAAUUCCGGUGAAGCACUCCAGCAAGUAGGCGAUUCCGGCGAAGUGCCCCACCAAGUGGGCGAUUCCGGCAAGAGGAAUGGAUCGAAGAAGAGAAAAGGAGAGCCAUGCAGGGUUGCAUUCAGGACAAUGUCGGAAGUAGAGAUCAUGGACGACGGCUACAGAUGGAGGAAGUACGGGAAGAAGUCUGUCAAGAACAGCCCCAACCCUAGAAAUUACUACCGGUGCUCCUGUGCUGGAUGCAACGUGAAGAAGAGAGUAGAGAGGGACAGGGAGGACAACAGAUUCGUGAUAACCACGUACGAGGGCGUGCACAACCACGAGAGCCCCUGCAUCAUCUACUGCAUCGCUCCUCGCCCAGCCGAUAAUCUUGGUCAAUUGUUCCACGUCAGUAACCCUGCCAUUAAUGGGGCUAACCAGACGAUUGCAGCUGCUUUCAUGGCGCAAGACGCGUCCCUACAACUUCUGCAGCCAUUACAGUUGCCUCUGUAGCUGCAGAUGAACAGCGCCGCUUCUAUGAAUGUCGACUUCAUCCUAUAUGGAAGCCACAAAAGCGUACCUGAGCCCUUCUGCUAGGGAAGAUGAAGGGGGCGCAGGUCGUUUACAGAGCGGAUUAUCAGGAACUUGCUACCAUCUUCCUAAUUUCUUUCGUUUUCGCCGUUUCGGAAGGUUGUGGUCUUCCUUUUCAUGGGCUCCUUGAAUCGAGAGUUCAGGUACCCUUUUGUGGUUUCCUCAUCUGUUUAUACAGUAAUCGCCAUUUUAGAUUCAGAA